AAGGUCAAAAGGCGGAGGGCCAAAACCCGAGACGCCCACCCCCGCAGGCCGCAACCACCAGGGGCAAGCCGAUGCCACUAUGCUCCCGGGGGGAGGAGGCGAGGGCGGGAAGCGCCGGGACCGGGGCGCCACCGCCGCCGCCGACGAGGACGCGGACGCCGCCACAUCGGCGUCGGCGGCCUCCCUGAACGACCUCUGCGCCACCGCCACCGGCGCCGGCGCCGCGAGGGCGCCACCGCCGUUCCCGAGGGCGGCGGCGUGGGCGGUCGCGGCGCUGCUCGCGGUGGGGCUCGGGGUCGGCGCGCUCGUCCUCGCCGCUGUGCACAGCGCCGCGCUUCUCGUAGUGGCGGUGCUCCUCUCGGCGGCCGUGGCCGCGUUCCUCCUGUGGAACGCGGCCGCCGCGGCGUCGGGCCGCGCGCUGCGGCGGUUCGUGGACGGGCUCCCAGCCUCCAGCCUCCGCGUCGCGGCCGAUGGCCAGCUCGUGAAGAUCACCGGAUUUGUUUCAUGUGGUGAUAUCUCACUGAUCUCUUCAUAUGAGAAGGUUGAAAAUUGUGUAUACACAUCUACUCUGCUAAGAAAAUGUGCCAGUUGGGGUUCCAUGAUACUAAAUCCUUGGAAUCGACGGUCCAAAUGGAAAUUAACACAUGCUGAGAGGUUUGCUGCUGAUUUCUACAUAACGGAUGCAAAAUCAGGUAAAAGAGCCUUGGUGAAAGCUGGGCAUCACUCAAAGGUAGUACCACUAAUCGAUGAAAACCUUCUGGUGAUAACAAGCAGAGAUACCGAGCUAUCUUCAACUUUGAAGUAUUGGCUCGAAGAGAGAAACCUUUCUUCUGAAGAAGCUCAGCUUAUUCGUCUUGAGGAGGGGUAUAUCAGAGAAGGAAUGCAGUUAAGCGUGAUAGGAAUGUUGAGCAAGAAGAACGGGGAUGCCAUGAUACUUCCUCCACGGGAACCUCUAUCGACAGGCUGCGUGCUGCUGUCCUGUCUCCUUCCAAUGUAUUUUGAUGGAAUAGUACUGAGAUUGGUUGACAGAAGUUACUUCGUGCCAAACUCUGGCGUCUCAUGAAGAUCUGUAUGUGAGGCCUCGUCGAGAUGUAACAGCUAACAAUUCUUGUGCGGUGCCCUUGCCCCUUGGGAUCUUCUUCCUGUACGGGUCCACAUUUUUUGCUUUUGGGACUCGAUCAUGUGGCUCUUUGCAGGUAACCCUGAUGUACAUUCUCACUUGGUCGAUAGUUGUAAUGCCUAGUCAUUUCUGGGGAUGCAUUGCGUAUCUUGUAGUUUCAUUCGGCUGAUUUAAUGUCCUUGUUUUA
Panicum hallii is the source of this 1307-nucleotide messenger RNA. RefSeq lists its product as uncharacterized. The coding region runs from base 80 to 1063 and encodes 327 amino acids. The transcript has 4 exons. The record is from RefSeq and is a predicted model, not a curated record. Lineage: Eukaryota; Viridiplantae; Streptophyta; Magnoliopsida; Poales; Poaceae.